GUUUUUCCUCCAGAAGUUUGAGAGUGGUGCUAGAGAACUGACCGAGUCAGAAACCAAGUCCUUGAUGGCCGCUGCAGAUAAUGAUGGAGAUGGAAAAAUUGGAGCAGAUG
Messenger RNA from Galeopterus variegatus (Sunda flying lemur), 110 nucleotides. Its product is annotated as oncomodulin-like. Gene Ontology annotation, cellular component: nucleus; cytoplasm. NCBI's taxonomy places the organism in Eukaryota, Metazoa, Chordata, Mammalia, Dermoptera, Cynocephalidae. The record is from RefSeq and is a predicted model, not a curated record. Gene Ontology annotation, molecular function: calcium ion binding. The transcript has a single exon. The annotation marks the transcript as partial.